GCUCUGCCACAGCUUGACUCUCACUGCCUGUACUCUGUUUUCAUGCUCUGUAUAGCUCCAGUCUUAAGUUGAUCAUUGUUCUUUUUCUUCUUCUUUCUUUUUGGUUAUUUAAAUGAAGUCGUCCUUAUUGAAGAAAAAGCUGGAGGAGCAUUUGGAGAAGCUAAGCGAAGCUCACACAGACCUCCGAAAGAAGCGAGAGGUCAUAGAUGACCUGGAGCCCAAAGCGGACAGCAACAUGGCCAAGAAGAUAGACGAACUCCAGGAGAUCCUUCGGAAGAAAGACGAGGACAUGAAACAGAUGGAGCAGCGAUACAAACGCUAUAUGGAGAAAGCCAGAACGGUGAUCAAAACUCUGGAUCCCAAGCAGCCAGCUCCGCCUCCUGACAUUCAGUCUUUGAAAAAUCAGCUGACAGAGAAGGAAAGAAAAAUCCAGCAUCUGGAGCAUGACUAUGAAAAGAGCAAAGCCAGACACAGCCAGGAGGAGAAACUGAUCAUUACUGCGUGGUACAACAUGGGCAUGUCUUUGCAUCAGCAGGUAUCAGGAGAGCGACUGGGAGCGUCCAACCAGGCCAUGUCUUUCCUGGCCCAGCAGAGGCAGUCCACCAACACCAGGAGGGGUCUGAUCCGGCACCAGCCGAGAUGAGACGGCCACGCUGGACGCUGCUCUGAUACGAAGCGAGGCGCAAAGAUGAGAUGGUCUCUGAACUCUCCGCUCCCCUACCUUGAUGCCUUCACUGGACUGCUGCACAUGUUCUCCUCUCUCAUGCUGCUGCUGCCCCCUGCUGGUUGAAAAUGUUUGUUUUCUUCAAGGAGCCACAGUGGGGUUGGUACUACUGAGUAUAAGAGAUAGGAAUGGAGCAGAUGUGCAUGAAGCAGGCUUCGUCACCUUUUCAGGUGACUGUUUUUUUCUGUAUCCUCAACUCAAUCUUUUUUUUUUUUUAUUAUUAUUCAAUGUUAGGUUAAAGAGUAAAAGAGGAGCCAGUUUAGUCCGUUUUAAUGUGAUGGAGAAGGGUGUGUAGAGAAUGACAUUUACUCCUUAUGAAGGCAUACAGUUACAAGUAUAUAGCUAUCAUUAUUCUUUGGAUUUUGUCAAAUUCUCUCCUUGUUUCGUUUGUUUAGUACGUUAACAAAGGAAGGAACCUGAAAACAGGUGACGGGUAUCAGGGUGUGGUUGGGAAGUCUUUUUGAGUUCACUUGAAUCUUUCCUGUGAAAAGCAAUACUCCUGUUGGAGCCCUUUGGGGGUUUUACCAAAUACACUAGAGCACUUUUUAUUUUUCUUAGAAAGCUGGAUGUGUUUAGUGCCUUGAAAAGGAUCAGAAUCUGCUGAUGCACGAAUCGAACAACCUCUUCUCCUUUUUUUUUUUUAAUCACUAAUUUAUGUAUCAGAGUUCAGAUUUGUUUGUAAAAUCAGUUUGUAGGAUUUUUUUUUUCUUAAUAGUGUAAUUUUUUUUUCUUCAUUGUCAACCUUUAAAUGUUGAAACAUGGUACCCGGUUGUGUGCAGGUCCUAAAUGCACUCACUGCUUUACACAGCUGGAAUUAUGUUAAUCCCAGUUUUAAACUGGAUGAGAGGCAGCAAUGAUGACACUACUGAUUAUGAGUCGACUUGGGGCCGUUUUCUGCUGCUAGGCCUCAUUUACACUUGAACUUAAUGGAGCAGGAAGGAAAUGCACGUAUCUUGACGUAAUGCUGGAAUCUUUGCCCUUUUUAUGACAGGAAGUGAGGGGAAGAUAAAAGGCUAAGCCUGCUGAACUGAUCAAACACUAAAUCUGCCUUUUCUUCACCUUUUCACCAGCCUUUCUGUUUUGAUCUAAUCUUUUUUGCUUGUCCCAUAUAGAACCGAUGUCUCGUAACUUGCUUGACCCUGUAAAUGGUGUGUGCCGUUAUCUACGCAGGUCACAGUCCUGUUUUUGUGCACAUUUUUCUAUGAGUUCCUUAUUUUGACGGAUAUUUAUGGGGUAAAGUCGUAGCCACAGAACUUUAGCAUGGUGUGACGGGGUUUUAACUUUUUGCUUCUGUUUCUCAUACUGUGGCCUGAUGGAUGACAUGGCGCUAUGACAGGGAUCUGAGGCAAGUUGAAGAGCUGUAGCCCUUUUUUCAAUUGUCACACCGCAAAUAAACUGGAACUGAAGAUGAAGA
This is a messenger RNA of Fundulus heteroclitus (mummichog), 2138 nucleotides long. It is a transcript of the gene hook2, whose product is annotated as hook microtubule-tethering protein 2. Gene Ontology annotation, molecular function: microtubule binding; dynein light intermediate chain binding. NCBI's taxonomy places the organism in Eukaryota, Metazoa, Chordata, Actinopteri, Cyprinodontiformes, Fundulidae. Bases 113 to 643 code for a protein of 176 amino acids. The transcript has 6 exons. Gene Ontology annotation, cellular component: centrosome; cytoplasm. Gene Ontology annotation, biological process: cytoskeleton-dependent intracellular transport; cytoplasmic microtubule organization. The record is from RefSeq and is a predicted model, not a curated record.